GAUGUAAUGUAAUGUAUGAUUUGUGCUUUUCAGGUUUAUAUUGAUACGGUCGGAGAUCCAGGGAAAUAUGAGGCAAAAAUGUCUAAAAAUUUCCCAUCUAUCAAAUUUGUGGUUGCUAAGAAAGCUGAUAGUCUUUAUCCUGUUGUCAGUGGUGCAAGUAUAGCUGCAAAGGUUACGAGGGACCGAGCUGUAAGAGAUUGGGUGCUCGAUGAGACUGCUGAUAAUAUACACAGGAACUUUGGUUCUGGAUAUCCUGCAGAUCCCGCAACCAAGUCUUGGCUAGAAAAUCACAAACAUUCUAUCUUCGGUUUUCCAACAUUGGUUCGGUUUAGUUGGGGAACUUGCAGCACUUAUUUUAAAAGUGGUGCUGAAGUUUUAUGGUCUUAAACCCUAACUAUUAAAGACUUUGUUUGUUCAAAAUUUCUCAAACCUCAAAGAAUUUUUGAACCUUUCAUUACUAGGGAUGAAACAUAAAAUGAGUGUUAAAUUGGUUUUAAAUUUGGGUGGUUAGAGGUUUUCAUUAUAUAGAAUGCCAAGAUGAGAAGCUUUUGGUAUUUCUUAUGACAUGAUACUAAUCUGUGUGUUCGACAAGGAUCAAAAUGGUUUCAUCACUGCAGCUGAGCUCUGUCAUGUUAUGACAAAUCUCAGCUAAAAGCUGAAAUAUGAAGAGGUUGACGAGAUGAUUCGCGAAGUUGAUGUUGACGGUGAUGGUCAGAUCAACUAUGAGGAGUUCGUUAGAGUCAUGAUGGCUUAUUUGUUUUUAAAAUAAUGUGUUUCAAAUAUUGUGUAUAAUUAAAUUUUGAUUUUUAAUGUCAAUAACGGCUGAAUGCUUGCCCUUGGUCUUAUAGGAAUAAAUAAAUUUGGGACUGCUCUAGUUUUAUUGUGUAAGUGUCAUGCUACUAUCACUUCCCUCAGCGUGGUUGAUACCCAUAAGAGGUCUUUGGUACUAAGUACAUGGUAGUGCAUUUUUUAGAUUCUAUUUAUUGAUCACAUGUUCUUGGGUUUACUAUUCUAUUCUAAUUAUGUGUAUUUUUAU
Messenger RNA from Lathyrus oleraceus (garden pea), 1036 nucleotides. RefSeq names its product ribonuclease H2 subunit A. The record is from RefSeq and is a predicted model, not a curated record. Gene Ontology annotation, cellular component: ribonuclease H2 complex. The transcript is spliced from 5 exons. NCBI's taxonomy places the organism in Eukaryota, Viridiplantae, Streptophyta, Magnoliopsida, Fabales, Fabaceae. Gene Ontology annotation, biological process: mismatch repair; DNA replication, removal of RNA primer. The coding region runs from base 16 to 387 and encodes 123 amino acids. Gene Ontology annotation, molecular function: RNA binding; RNA-DNA hybrid ribonuclease activity.